Molecule: messenger RNA, 2105 nt
Organism: Closterium sp. NIES-67
Lineage: Eukaryota; Viridiplantae; Streptophyta; Zygnematophyceae; Desmidiales; Closteriaceae
Source: the annotation of a GenBank genome assembly
GAGUAGAGCAGCCAUUAUCAAACGGCUAUUUCAUAGCUCCCACUUUCACUGAUUGUGCCUGCCGAGGAUAGAGAGCAACAGCAACACUAGUGUCCAAUUUUCUCGGUGACUUCUCGCGCUUGUCUCUGUAAUUGCUGCUGUCGGGCCUAUUUUCUCGGUCCUAUUUUACAUCGAGCUCGGAUUCUCGCUCGAUCAUCCACUCGAUGGCGCAGGCCAUAGUCAAUGCCACUUCUUUUUCAGCUGCUCCUUUCGCGCCGGUAGCCCGCAAUGGUGCCGUGCGGCUGAGCAGCCACGCCAGUUUCAGCCAAAUUCCAACCAGGCGCCUUCUUUUAUUGCGUACGGCCAUUAGAUGCAGCCGGAGAACCAAUCAGCGCAUUUCAGUAUCGUCAGCAUCCUCCAACCCUGCUGACGUCACCGGUCGGUCCGGUGGUGAUCAGGCGAGCAGCGAACCUACUCCCGCGUCCUCACCUACCGACGAAAACGAGCCUUCUCCAGCGGUUUCUCCGUCGUCGUCGUCAGCUCCGUCAGCUCCGCCGUCAGCUCCGUCAGUUCCGUCAAUUCCGCCAUCCAAGCCCUCGUCGCUCCUCGGCCUGGUGCUCUCCGCGGGUCCCCCGGGGUCGUGGGACAGCAGCGGCGUGGGGAAGGCCGUGGUGCGUCGCUUCGCGAGCGACAACGAGGAGCGCUGGUUCAUGUGGUACGAGGGCUGGACGGACGACACGUCAGCAGAUCCGACGGAUGGCAGUGAUCCGAGCGGCGAUCCGACGGUUCCGCUUCUUUCCCGCGCGCGGACCGGGGUGGCGGUUUCCGCCAACGGGCUUCACUGGAGUCGCGGAAGCGGCGUGGCGGAAACUGACGCCAAGGGACGUGGCGGCCCAGGAAUGGUCCUACAGCCCAGCACCAACUGGUGGAACUUUGACACGCGCCACGUCAGCGUGUCUGACGUCAUGAUGAUGUCAUCGCAGAAAGUCCGCGCGAGCGGCGGCGUUCUCUGGAUGUUCUACGUAGGGGGGAACGCGGAAGAGCUCCCCAUCCCCGCGCGGGUCCUCCCCCUGCUCCCCCCGCACCUCGCACCAUCCACCCCCGGAUCACCGUCCCCAGCACGUGAUUUUACCGAGGGGGAGGUAGUAGAGGGUCUAAGGACGCGCAUAGGCCUCGCAAUGAGCCACGACGGGCGGAACUGGGCGCGGAUAGAGGGGGACCACCACAGCGGCGCGGUGAUGGACGUCGGCGCUGCAGGCGAGUGGGACGAGUUAUUCCAUGGCGGCCCGCAGAUAGUGUUUCACGAGGCCGGGGACAUCAGGCUGUUCUACCACUCCCUAGAUAGGUCAGGUAAGGGUGGUGAUAAGGAGACCGGAGGGAAGUUCCGGGUCGGGUUUGCCCGGUCCCGGGACGGGCUGAAAUGGGUGAAGUUUGGGCCGGUUUUCUCCGGGAGCAAUGGGAAGUACGCGUUUGAUGCACUGGGGGUGACCUCCCGGUAUGUCCUGCGCGACCCACGGGUGUCAGCACAGCAAGCCAGGGCAGGCGGAGCAAGCGCAGUAGGCGGAGCAGGGAAGGAAGAUACGCGCAAGUAUGUGAUGCUGUAUGAAGGCGUGGCAGCGGAUGGGUCGACCAGCAUUGGGCUGGCCGAGUCCAAUGAUGGCAUGAGCGGGUGGACGUGCCUGGGGCCCGUGUUUGAGCCAGCCCGAGGAGCCCAGGGGAAGGCAGAAGGGGAGGGGGAUGGGAGCGGAGAGGAAAAGGGAGCCGGAGAAGCAGGUGCAUGGGACUCGUGGUCAGUGGGGUCGCCCUGUUUGGUGGAUCUGGGGGGUGGCCAUCUGCGUCUGUACUAUGUGGGGUCGGAUGGAAGGGGGUUCCAGGGAGUGGGGGCGGCUGAGUCUCUGGAUGGGAGCUUUCAGUUUGAGAGGUGUGCAAAUCUGGAGUCUCUUUUGUAGGGUGAAGGAGACAGGCCUUGGGUUGGGUGGGACUGCAAGGAGACACGUUGAGAAGUUAGUGUGCUGACUUACGCCUUGAAGACUGUAGCACAGUUAUGUAUUUACAGGUCAUGGUACUGUCUCGACAUGCGAUUCCAUUUAAGAAAUGCGAUGCACUCUUCGUUUUUUUCAAUGCUU